Molecule: messenger RNA, 1667 nt
Organism: Callorhinchus milii (elephant shark)
Lineage: Eukaryota; Metazoa; Chordata; Chondrichthyes; Chimaeriformes; Callorhinchidae
Product: T-complex protein 1 subunit alpha
Biological process (GO): protein folding
Cellular component (GO): chaperonin-containing T-complex
Molecular function (GO): ATP binding; ATP-dependent protein folding chaperone; ATP hydrolysis activity
Source: RefSeq, a predicted model, not a curated record
GCAGUCCGUUAUAUCCAGGAAAACAUGACUGUUAACACGGAUGAACUGGGCAGAGAAUGUCUGAUCAAUGCUGCUAAAACUUCUUUGUCUUCAAAGAUAAUAGGAGUUGAUGCAGACUUUUUUGCCAACAUGGUGGUGGAAGCUACUCAGGCAGUGAAAUUUACUGAUGCUAAGGGUCAGGCUCGCUACCCCAUCAAAUCUGUUAAUGUUCUGAAGGCUCAUGGUCGUAGCCAGAGAGAAAGUGUUUUGGUGAAUGGAUAUGCACUGAAUUGUACUGUUGGUUCACAAGGAAUGGUCAGAAGAGUGAUUAAUGCUAAAAUUGCAUGUCUGGACUUCAGCCUGCAAAAGACGAAAAUGAAGCUGGGUGUUCAGAUUGUUAUCAAUGACCCAGAAAAAUUGGACCAGAUCAGACAGAGAGAGUCUGAUAUCACCAAAGAGAGAAUUCAGAAGAUUCUGGCCACAGGUGCCAAUGUCAUUCUGACUACUGGUGGCAUUGAUGAUAUGUGUCUAAAAUAUUUUGUGGAUGCUGGUGCCAUGGCAGUACGCCGUUGUCUGAAGAAAGACCUCAGACGAAUUGCUAAGGCCAGUGGAGCAACUAUCUGUUCAACACUUGCAAACUUGGAAGGAGAUGAGAGUUUUGAUCCCUCUUUAGUGGGCCAAGCUGAGGAGGUGGUUCAAGAAAGGAUAUGCGAUGAUGAACUGAUACUUGUUAAAAAUACAAAGGCCCGUACUUCUGCAUCAAUCAUUCUGCGAGGAGCAAAUGAUUUCAUGUGUGAUGAGAUGGAGCGCUCCCUACAUGAUGCACUCUGUGUUGUGAAGAGAGUGCUUGAGUCCAAGUCUUUAGUUCCAGGAGGUGGGGCUGUGGAAGCUGCACUCUCCAUCUACCUGGAAAACUAUGCAACUAGUUUGGGAUCACGUGAACAACUUGCCAUUGCAGAAUUUGCCCGGGCCAUGUUGAUUAUUCCUAGGACUCUGGCAGUGAAUGCUGCUCAGGAUUCUACAGACCUUGUUGCAAAGUUGCGUGCAUUCCACAACGAAGCUCAGGUCAAUCCUGAUCGCAAAACUUUGAAAUGGAUUGGUCUUGAUUUAUUGAAUGGGAAGCCAAGGGACAACAAACAAGCUGGUGUCUUUGAGCCUACUAUGGUUAAAGUCAAGAGUCUGAAGUUUGCAACAGAAGCUGCUAUAACCAUCCUGCGAAUUGAUGAUCUCAUCAAACUUUACCCAGAUGAAAAGCAAGACAAAGGAAAGAGUUACCAAGAUGCAGUUCAAAGUGGAGAGCUUAAUGGCUGAAGCACCUGAGUUCUAAAAUCAGCUAUUAUAAUUUAUGUUUAACUCUUGGCAUCCAUCAGGUGCUUCUUGUACUUCUGUUCUAGAUUGAGCAGCUUGUCAUACUUGUCUGAAAUUCAGUGCCACUUGUUUAGUGCUCUGUUUAAUUUACUAUGCUUGUUUAGUGCUAUUUGGCACAAACCGGAUUUAAAAGACCUCUUACUUUGUUACCUAUAGUCAACUCUUUCAAGUUAUUUGUGCAAAAUUAUUUCCUGUACAUUGACAGUUGUGCUUCAAGCUCCUUCGGAAAUAAAAUGUGACAGUUGUCAAGUGAUCAGCCCAUCUAUGUAGGGAGCUGUUAAGAGACCACCUUAAUUUCAUGAAUAAACGUUGAUGUUGUG